AUGCCUUCGGUGUACUUAGUUGGAAGAGGUGGCAGUUUAGGCAUUCCCAUAAGCAGAGAUUUUGGUGGAGCUAUUAAAGACCGAUUUAACGAGAUCAUUUCGGAGAAGAGUAUGAUUACAACAUAUAACGUACUACUGAGCGAGGGCGACGUCUUCGUCGAUCACGUUCAUUCGGAAUUUCUUCGACGGUUGUCCCUAAGUAGAGAUCCAGUAGAGAUGUUCCACAGAGGUGAAGUCGCCUAUCAAAUCGUCUACGAGAUGAAAGAUCGAGGUGGUCUCCUAACCAAAUUAGACUUGGCUGGUUAUGAGGCAACAGUUGAAAGAGCGCAAGAGACGGUGCUUCCGAACGGCUUCAUCCUAAAAGGGCCCCAAUCGCCGUCGGCAUUUUUAGCAAUCAGCCUUAUAGUGGAAAUAAUGAUGAGUGAUCCGGAUUUCAUGCCCGACGAACCGAUAGUGAACAAUCUACGAUUACAUCAUAAUGAAACGACUGGCUUCUUAAGCGAAGAAGCGGAUGUCACAAAUAUGAUGAAAAACUUGAACGAUCAGAGCCAGAGUUCGGUUGGAUCUCAUAUUAAUGUGAUAGACCGCGACGGCUUAGCGGUCUCACUCAGCUCUUCUCUGAACAGCAAGUUCGGGUCGAUUCGGCGCUCACCAAGAGGCGGUUUCGUCUGGAACAACGACAUGUCGGCGUUCAACAUCCUCGACGACGAGGACGCUGAAGAGGAACACGUGAAUGGCGUCGCCGGCAGAAAACGGCCACGGACAUCCAUGGCUCCAUUCAUGCUCUUCGAUGACCGCGGUCAGUUGCUAUCGUCGUUUGGUAUCACAGGAUCGGUGAAUUCGAUUCUGGCUGGUGCUCAAGUGCUUCUGAACAAUAUUCUGUUCAACAUGGUGAGCUUCCGCAUCCAUGGUUCUCAUAGCAGUUGA
Molecule: messenger RNA, 927 nt
Organism: Angiostrongylus costaricensis
Lineage: Eukaryota; Metazoa; Nematoda; Chromadorea; Rhabditida; Metastrongylidae
Source: the annotation of a GenBank genome assembly